Molecule: messenger RNA, 1571 nt
Organism: Diatraea saccharalis (sugarcane borer)
Lineage: Eukaryota; Metazoa; Arthropoda; Insecta; Lepidoptera; Crambidae
Source: the annotation of a GenBank genome assembly
AUGAGCAGACUAGUCGUCUUCUUGUGUGUACUGCAUUGUGCUGUCAGCUAUAAAGUUUUAAUUUGCUAUCCUUUCCCGGCAAAAAGUUUGGACAUCUUAGGCGAAGGUAUCGCGAGACAUUUACUUGAAGCUGGUCAUGAGGUGACAUACAUAACUGUAUAUCCUAAGCAAUUUACACAUCCGAAGUUGCAACAAAUCGACGUCAGUGCAAACGUACAAUUAAUAGAGAAUGAUGAAUUCAUGAACAUCACUUACCUUCUGGAAAGUAAUGUUGAAUUGGAUAAUGAUGUAGAGUACCUUCAAGAGUUAGCAUAUCAAGUAGCUGUAAACACAAUGGAAAAUGGUAACAUAAGAAAACUCUUAGGGGAUCUUAAAGUAACAUUUGACGUUGUCAUCAUCGAUUUGGAAAUGGAGAUUUACACAGGUAUACCAGCUUUGUAUGAUGCUCCUUUAAUAUGGUCUUAUUCCCUGGGAGCCCACUCGACAGCCCUUAGAUUGAUUGAUGAUUCCCCAAACCCAGCAUACUCUACGGACUUCUUUACAGCAGUUUACCCACCGUUCAGCUUCACAGAGCGAUUCUGUGUGUUAUAUGAGUUCUUGAAAUGGCGAUACAUUAAGUACUUUAAAAUGAUACCGAAAGAAGAAAAGUUUUACAGAACAAUAUUUGAACCGUAUUUUACUAUGCGAGGAAAACAGUUAUAUGAUUAUGAGGAUUUGAUAUACAACGCAUCAUUGGUCUUGAGCAAUGACCAUCACGCGAACGGCAAAUCUCCCAGCACACCACAGAAUUGGAAGCUAGUUGGGGGAUACCACGUACAUGAUCCACCUUUACCCUUACCCAAGGACUUACAAGAAUUGAUGGACGAAUCAAAACAUGGAGUUAUCUACUUUAGCAUGGGGUCAAUGUGGAAAAGUGAAAUGAUGCCUACGAGGCUAAUAAAAGAUUUAUUAAAGAUGUUUGGAGAUUUAAAGCAGACGGUCUUAUGGAAAUACGAAAGCGAAUUGCCUAAUCUACCGGAGAACGUUUACAUUCUCAACUGGGCACCUCAGCAAAGUAUACUUGCACAUCCCAACUGUAAGGUAUUCAUAUCACACGGUGGCUUUUUAUCUUCAACUGAGGCUAUUCACUUUAGUGUCCCAACAAUUGGUAUACCAAUAUCUUACGACCAAUUUGUCAACAUCGACAAAGCAGUCAACAGAGGAUAUGCGCUCAAAGUCAGCUUGACCUAUGAUUUAGCGAAAGAUCUGAAACCUGCUAUAGAAAGUUUGUUAAACAAUCCCAAGUACAAAGAGAACGUGAAGGCUUUAUCAGCUAUUUACCAUGACCGGCCAGUACCUCCUGGUAAAGAGUUAGUACACUGGGUAGAGCACGUAGUAAGGUCUCGUGGAGCUGUACACUUAAGGUCUAUCGCCUUAGACGUGCCAUUCUACCAGAAGGCGUAUUUAGACGUUAUAGUUCUAGCAUACUUAGCUAUUAAAUUCAUUAGGUACAUCUUGAAAGCUUUGCUCCCAAAACAACAUAGGAGAAACAAAAAAACGAAAACCAAAUAAAGAGCAAUUUGCAUUGUAAU